Messenger RNA from Pterocles gutturalis (yellow-throated sandgrouse), 1239 nucleotides. Its product is annotated as uromodulin-like. Gene Ontology annotation, biological process: neutrophil migration. Gene Ontology annotation, cellular component: apical plasma membrane; cell surface. NCBI's taxonomy places the organism in Eukaryota, Metazoa, Chordata, Aves, Pterocliformes, Pteroclidae. The record is from RefSeq and is a predicted model, not a curated record.
GAAAGGACUGUGAGAUGUUUGCUGCUGGUCUCUGCCCUCUGCCUGGCUGGCGGUGAAGGCAACAAGAGUGAGCUGGCGAGCCCACACGACCCGAGGCGAGGGGUUGCUCUCCGUCCCAAGAGGAGCCUGGACGCCUGCCUGCCAAACCUGUGCCAGCAUCAGGGCGAAUGCCAGGUGAUGGAGGACAGACCCGUUUGCAGGUGCAAACCAGGCUUCACAGGCGCAUUUUGCCAAGAUGUGGUACUGAAGCUGGCCUGCGAGGAAGAGCACAUGAAGAUGAUGGUGAGGAAGGAGGUGUUUGAACUCUUGAAAAUCCCGCGUGAGCUUGUCCGCUUGAGGAACCGGGCGUGCAAGGUCUCAGAAAGGGAAGAAGAGGGCGAGCUGUUUUUUGCAGCCAUUCUCACAGGUGAAAACCACACUGCCUGUGGAUCAAUAAUUCAGCAAAACAGCUCCCAUGUGUCAUACUCCAAUGUCAUUGAGUCGGAGCAGGAAGCAGGCAGGGGCGUGAUCUCCCGAAGUGUUCAGCUGGAGGUGCAUUUCUCCUGCAUCUACGCCUACGAGCAGGUGGUGAAGCUGCCCUUUGCUCUCACUGCUGUUGACAGGCUGGUGCAGUUUGUGGUCAGAGAAGGACAUUUCAACGUCAGCAUGAGACUGUACAAGACCCGCUCCUACCUCCAGCCCUAUCACCUGCCAACCACAGCCAUCCCUGUCAUGGACACAAAAAAAAAAGGACAGCACCAGCUCAAGUACUUCUUGCUGAGUGUUGAGGACUGCUGGGCCACGCCAAGCGCAGAUCCCUACCAGGCUGUGCGACACAAACUCAUUGAGAAGGGGUGUCCCCAUGACAAGACAGUGGCAUACCUGAACACCAUUGGAGAGAGCACUACUGCCAAGUUCAGCUUCCAGAUGUUUCAGUUUGUUGGUUACCCCGAGGUGUUCCUGCACUGCCGUGUCCAGCUGUGUCUCCCUGACAGCCCGGAGCCCUGUGCCAAGCAAUGCCCCUGGCAGUGGAGGAGCAAGCGGGCGCUGGCAGAUGACUACAAUAAGAUUGUCUCCUACGGGCCCAUCCACCUGCUGGCUGCUCCUUCCCUGGGAGCAGAGACCCACCAUUCCAGGACUGAGCAACAGGACCGGGGGGGACCCAGUCCGUGGCUCCCCGGGGGCCUCAUCCUGCUCUGUGCACUUGGUGUGCUCACCAUGGCUGCUGCAGCUGUCAGCGCCAGGCAGCGAACAGCAUAG